GAUGGCGGAAGAGGAGAGCCAGUUUGAAGAAUUUGAGCAAAUAGACUUUUUAAGAGAUAGACAUGUACGAUUCUUCCAGAGAACGCUUCAGGUGCUACCUGAGAGAUACGCCUCGCUGGAAACAACCAGGUUAACUAUCAUAUUCUUUGCCCUGUCUGGUCUUGACGUGCUGGACGCUUUGGAUGUGAUUGAUAGAAAUGUACUGAUUGAGUGGAUCUACUCACUACAGGUUCUGCCCACAGAUGAUCAAACCAACCUGAGUCGUUGUGGGUUUCGAGGAUCGUCACAUAUUGGAAUUCCUUACAGCACUAAGGGUCCAGGUGUGCUCCAUCCAUAUGACAGUGGCCAUGUAGCCAUGACCUACACUGGACUGUGCUCGCUGCUAAUACUGGGAGACGACCUGAGCCGGGUUAACAAACAGGCCUGUCUGGCUGGUCUCAGAGCGCUGCAGCUGGAGGAUGGCAGUUUCUACGCUGUGCCAGAAGGAAGUGAAAAUGAUAUACGGUUCAUCUACUGCGCAGCCAGUAUUUGUUACAUGCUGGACGACUGGUCAGGCAUGGACAUCCAAAAGGCCAUAGAGUACAUCAGAGGAAGUUUGUCAUACGACAAUGGGUUUGGCCAGGGAGCUGGGCGAGAGUCACAUGGUGGCUGGACGUACUGCGCCAUAGCCUCUCUGUGUCUGAUGGGUCGACUGGAGGAGGCGCUGAGUCAGCGGGAGCUGGACAGGAUCCGACGCUGGUGUAUCAUGAGGCAGCAGACCGGCUUCCAUGGGCGCCCCAACAAACCUGUAGACACAUGCUACUCCUUUUGGGUGGGAGCUACGCUCGAGCUGUUAGACGUGUUCCAGUAUACGAAUUUUGACAAGAACAGGAGCUUCAUCUUGUCCACGCAGGAUCGGUUGGUGGGGGGAUUCGCCAAGUGGCCGGACAGCCAUCCAGACCCUCUCCAUGCCUACUUAGGGCUGUGUGGUCUGUCUCUGAUCGGAGAACCCAGUCUGAGGAAGGUCCACCCAGCUCUUAACAUCACCCAGAGAGCCUUUCAACACCUCCAGCAGCUGCAGCAGACAUGGAGGGUCAACACUGGCAGCUGCAGCAGACAGCACUGACAGCAUGAUGAUCCACAGCUCUGGCUCUGAACAGGUUCAGUAACAGUAGUCAGUCAAAGGCAACUGGACUUUUGCUGUGUGUCUUGAAGACGUUUGGCCCCUCACUUGAGAGGCCUCAUCAUUUCAGGAAUCAGGAAGGUUUUUUUUGGGCUCCAGUUACACACAAGUAACUUAGCGGAGCUCAUUUUAAGUCCAUUUAAAGUGACUUUUCUGUUAAGCAAUAUAUGCCACACUUCUUUUUUGCUGCCUUUUUAUUCGUAGACUGUAGUAAAUAACAAUGUGCAUUGUGGUUUGUGGGAGUAAAUUAUGUGCCAGAAAGUCAAUUUUUGAGUCUUUGGAGACUUGAACAAAUUCCUCAAUGCCUCAAUUUUACAAACUUUUUCGAUAAUGAUGUUUUGGAAGCUUCCUGCUCCUCAGCCUCAUCAUAGUCAACAACACAAUCUGCUGUAAACCUCCUAGCCAAGGAUGAACACUACUGACUCACUUCACAUGGACGUAAGAGGCAUCCUCAAAGUAAGCGUGAUUCAAAAUCUGAGACGGGGACCCCGAGGAGGGGACGUCUAAACUGUGUCUUGGUUCAGGAGUGACUGGCGGCUUCACUCUUUGAGUUUGCUGGUCUAGUUUUAGGUGAAUCGACUAGCUAUGUGUUUGCUAUCGCCGAAUAAUGUCUCAUAUAUUUAGAAAUAUAACAAAUAAGUUCCUCAUUUUUGUUCACAAACCAGUACGGCCCCUGUGGUGAGUUUGAGGGGAAAUUUGGAAACUGUUGAGACAAAUCCAUAUCUUUCCUUUAGAUUAGCAUCCAUACAUUUUCAGACAACAAAGGGCACUGUCCUCCCUGUACAGAGUUUUUUUUGCCUCUCUCCCCUCCUAACAUCUCCAUCCUUACCUCUUGAAAGCCUUGAGCUCUCCGAUCUCAAAGGUGAUACCAGCCUGGCAGGUGAAUCUCCUUCAGUUUCACCACUGCAGGCUUUGUUCACAGAUUUAAAUGAUAAUCGAACUGCUGGGGUGGAAUUCGUGGAAAUGUCAGCUAAGAGCCAACAACCACCCCAAGGGCCAAAUCUAUGACUUAUCUAUCCCAGACAGAAGAUUUAAAAAAUGAGGUCCACUACAGGCGUCAUCAUUUCAGAUCACAGAAAAUGUAAUUUGGUUUCUAAUUUUUCUUGAGGCUAACAGAAAAAUAGAUUGGGCCUCUUAAGGGAAUGCGGUAAGAGGGGGAACAUCCCUUCUUUCCUGCAAGGUAGAAGCUGUCAGUUUUAUCAGCGCGUCCCCUGACUCGCAAACCCUGAAGUGAUCCGAGCUACCCUCCUUCACCAGCUUCCAUAAUCCCUGCAAGGCACCGGCCAGCCAGAAAUCAAUAGGAAAAGAUGAGACAGUGGUAUCAUAACUUGGGGAAAUGUAUUCUUUUGAGCCUCACUGGGAAUUUGACUUGUUAUUUUCAGAGCAUAAAAGGACGCAGGGCAAAAACAAAGAACAAUGCACGCAAGCAGAAUGCGCCAGCAAGAGUCGGCUUACACAAAAUAACUGCUCUGCAGCGUGCUGGACACUUGCCCUUGAGUCGUAAAAUGUUGACUUCCACUAAGACUUGAGCCAGGUUCGCACCUCUGGACUCUCUGAAGCACGACCCACUGUCUGCACAGGUGCUUGUAGCGACGUUCCAGCCUUCUCGCCUUUUAGCUGAGCUACAAAUUGGAAAUAGUACUAAGAUACAAACAUGGUGACACAUAGGCACUGAGAUUCUCAGCAGAUCUCAGGCUGUUCUUGCCUUCUCAUCACAUGAAUGCUCUAAUUCCCAGCAAGCAACAUUUCCCCCUACAGAAGCCACACCCUUUCAUUAUAAGACUGCUGCCACAGCAGACACCUGCUCCCCGAGACGACGAGUGACCAGCAGACAAUAUCACAGCAGGUCAGAAACACGGUGACACGUUACCUGCAGGAGUCUACUGUGUGUAGCAUCAAUUCUGACUACAUCUAAAAAUAAUACGGCCUCUGUGGUUUCCCUUCCACCACCUAAAAUGAAGCUGUUCUUGGCCUCGUCUUCCUUCCCGCCAGGUUGCCCCCGUUUUCUGACGUAGAAAACAGAGCAGGCAGACAGAGGGAAGGAGAGAAGAGGGGCGGAGAGGUGAAUAAAUAAAUAAUCUGACCCAUCCAUUAUUAAACGUAAACUGUCAGAGGCUGGAAUCUCCUCUCUGAACCCCAACCAAACCCUCAGUGUUAUACAGCCUUGUUUUGGUGCAAAAAAAAAUUCUUUUUGGCCAACUGCAUCACUUAUAUACAUGUUUUAUGUUACCAUUUUGCCUAAGACAAUAGGCUUUGCUACACUUACUGAUCUUGCCGAUUUCUGCCAUUUUUUAUUUUUUUUUAUAAUUUCACCUUUGGAAAAGUUCAGAUAUGACUUAAUUGCAGCUGCUGAAUGGAGCCUCAGACACACAAAUCAUGUGAAAUUACAUCUCAACAGAAUUAGCUUUUGAAGUAGUCAACAUGUAGUAUUUCUGGUAUCUGUCGUUUUUGCUACUUAGUUAUGAAAUGUUCUAAAUCUGAAGUAAAUCUUGAGUCGCCCUGAGUGAAAAAUGCACAGAAAGAAAGACCACGUCCUCCACGCAUCCUCUGAAGAGACUUUUACUGCUUACACAACUCCCAGCGGCCGGGUCCUGUCCUUAGCCUAUGUAGGCUGAGUCAUAUAGCAAGACCAGGCGUUCAAACUUGAUGCUGAAAUGUGCCUCACCUAGCAUUGCUCUGGGUCACUGCUCUCUGAAUGCUCCUGAAAUGUACAGCGUUGGGCUUAGCUUGGCUGUUUCUAUCAAGAAAGGCACUGAGCAGAAGUGUUCUCCGGAGCGGGGGGAGGAAAGGUGUAUGCUCUUUGUAAACAUUCAGGAAGUGUAACACCUACUCUGUAAACAGUUUUUCCUCCUCCUGUCUUUGUAGAGUUCACUUAUCCAAUCAGACAUCAGCUUGACUGGUAGAAGUCAUUUUUACCAGAAUCUGGCUUUGUCCCAUCCUGCGAUCAUAUAUUUCCAGACGGAGGGAAGAGUUUAUGGAGACAGAACUCGUAAAUGCUUACUCGACUUUAAACGGGAUGAAAGAUUGGAUGGAUGGAUCUGCCACUUACUGCAGAUGAAGGCUGCAUCUCUGCAGUCGUUAUAUCGCAUCUCCCUUUUUUUCGCUACGUCACGCUGUCGAAGCUCUCGGUCCCACAGCAUGAAAACGGGGGACCAUGGAUUUGCGCUUUUAACAUGGCUGCAGCGAAAGCUGUGUUGGUUCCAGUGAUGUUAAAAGGACUGUGAAAGUCUUAAUGAGAUGCAGCCAAAAUGCCACAAAUGGUCGCAAACCUUUGCUCUAUCAUCAACUAAUACUGUAUACAUAAUGUAAUAAUAAAUAAUGUAACAAUAAAUGUAAUGGAAUUUAUUUUUUCUAUGCUUUGUAGAAAUAUUGAGUGUAGAUAAAUAUGUAAAUGUCUAUAAAUAUGUGACUUCUAUUGUGCAAGUGCUCAAGAUGAAAAAUGUUUACAGCUACAUCAGAGAGACAGUGAGGCGAAUUGGAUAUGCAAAUGUUGCUAUGUGAUGUAUUAUAGUACUUGAGCUUUGAAGUUGAGGGCAGUCAUGUUGAUUCUAGCUUGGCGGUGCAUACUGUAUUUAUGGUGAAUAAAAACACGUACUA
This is a messenger RNA of Chelmon rostratus (copperband butterflyfish), 4759 nucleotides long. It is a transcript of the gene pggt1b, whose product is annotated as protein geranylgeranyltransferase type I, beta subunit. The transcript is spliced from 9 exons. Lineage: Eukaryota; Metazoa; Chordata; Actinopteri; Chaetodontiformes; Chaetodontidae. The coding region runs from base 2 to 1105 and encodes 367 amino acids. Gene Ontology annotation, biological process: protein geranylgeranylation. Gene Ontology annotation, molecular function: CAAX-protein geranylgeranyltransferase activity. Gene Ontology annotation, cellular component: CAAX-protein geranylgeranyltransferase complex. The record is from RefSeq and is a predicted model, not a curated record.